UGGACGUACAAUGCGCCGGAUGGUGCUCCCACCUCUGGCCCCCAGAUUUCAUCCUUGGCCAUUGUAUUCACGUCCGUUGCACUUCUUGUGGUUAUUAUGCGCGUUUACGUCAGAGGCUUCAUGGUAAAAGCAUUCGGAGCAGAUGACUGGAUCAUUAUUGCAACAUGGUUUGCCAGCUGUGGGUUUGCAGUUGUGACGAUCAUCCAAACGAAGUACGGCCUCGGACUCAAGAACCUUGAAGAUAUGCCUCAGGAAAACUACUAUCACUUUCUUUUGUUACAAUUCAUCGGUGCACCUUUCUACAUUUCGAGCAUUCUUGGAUUCAAGCUCAGUCUUCUCUUGAGCUACCUGCGCUUCAUGGCAGCAGGCUUUUGGUACAAGGCAACUGUGGUUGUCGCUGUCGCCUGCACUCUGUUCCAUUUUUCCUUCUUGAUGGCCCAGGUCAAUCUGUGCACGCCCGUUCGCAAGCAGUGGGAUGCCAGCGUCACUGGAGGAUCUUGUCUCGACGGUGUGCCCAUGUAUACCGCGAUGGCCUCCAUCACCAUGGUCUUUGACGUGGUAGUCAUGCUCGUUCCCUUCCCGACGCUUAUGAAGCUACAAAUUCCGAAUCGAAAAAAGACAGUCCUCCUCGGCCUCUUCGCCAUGGGCACAUUCAUUUCCAUCAUCCAAAUCGUCCGUAUACAAACCAUCAAAUCUCUCUCAAACCUCAUCGACUCGGGGCCCCUCAUCAUGUGGUCAACGGUAGAAAACAACCUCGGCAUCAUCGUGGCCUCGGUCCCCACCCUCGCUCCGCUAGUGAGAUACUUCAACGAGCAAUCCAGAGUGGGAAGUCGAAGCCGAAGCAGGUCCAACAAGGGAGGAGAUUCGGGGUACGCUCUGCAAUCGAACUGGCGCAAGAAUCUGUCGCGU
This is a messenger RNA of Fusarium vanettenii 77-13-4, 909 nucleotides long. RefSeq lists its product as uncharacterized. The record is from RefSeq and is a predicted model, not a curated record. The annotation marks the transcript as partial. The transcript has 8 exons. Lineage: Eukaryota; Fungi; Ascomycota; Sordariomycetes; Hypocreales; Nectriaceae.